AUGCAGCACAGCAAGCCGCAGGUCCGAGCGGUGCCGGUGCCAGAUGAACCAGCUGAAGCGGCAUUACAGACACCAGAUCUGGAGCGGACCAACGUGCAGGCGGUGUAUGAGGACAUUGCGGGUCACUGGGACCACACGAGGCACUCGCCAUGGCCGCGCGUGGCCGACUUUCUGGGCAAGCUAGCGCCAGGUAGCUUGGUCGCAGAUGUCGGGUGCGGAAAUGGCAAGUAUAUGCUGGUGGCCCCGCCACAGUGUGUGAUGUUGGGUAGCGACGUGUGCCGAGGCCUGGUCGAGUUGUGCGGUGAAAAGGGUUUGGAGGUCGCAACAGGGGAUAACAUGACGCUGCCCUAUCGUGAUGGCGUCUUUGACGCCGCCAUCUCCAUUGCCGUCCUACAUCACUUCUCCUCGGCUGCACGACGGCGCCGGGCCAUCUGGGAGCUGGCCCGCAUUGUUCGCCCAGGCGGACUGGUCCUUGUUCAGGCCUGGGCCUUGGAACAGGUACGGUCUCGAAUGAUCAUGCUUCCUGUUUCUUCUGGCUUCAUUGCUAUGGUUCUCACUUGGUCCCUCUCUAGGUAUUGUCACGUGUAUUGUGAAGGCGAGCUGGGCGAGCUGGUAGAGAGCACAGCACAGUUUGAAGUGCAAGAGUGCUUUUACGAUGCUUCCAACUGGUGUGUCAUUGCGCAGCGGUGCACAUGA
This is a messenger RNA of Monosiga brevicollis MX1, 696 nucleotides long. RefSeq lists its product as uncharacterized. Gene Ontology annotation, biological process: tRNA wobble uridine modification. Gene Ontology annotation, cellular component: cytoplasm; nucleus. The transcript has 2 exons. The record is from RefSeq and is a predicted model, not a curated record. Lineage: Eukaryota; Choanoflagellata; Craspedida; Salpingoecidae. Gene Ontology annotation, molecular function: tRNA binding; S-adenosylmethionine-dependent methyltransferase activity. Bases 1 to 696 code for a protein of 231 amino acids.